This is a messenger RNA of Solanum pennellii, 1879 nucleotides long. RefSeq names its product rho GTPase-activating protein 5-like. Gene Ontology annotation, molecular function: GTPase activator activity. The record is from RefSeq and is a predicted model, not a curated record. Gene Ontology annotation, biological process: signal transduction. Bases 1 to 1590 code for a protein of 529 amino acids. The transcript is spliced from 5 exons. NCBI's taxonomy places the organism in Eukaryota, Viridiplantae, Streptophyta, Magnoliopsida, Solanales, Solanaceae.
AUGACUGAAAUUAUACAACCCCAACAUGAGUUACCUUCAGCUUCAAGCUCCAUUAGUAUACUACCAUGUUUAGUUGCUAGAGAUAAUGAUGGGUCUCACCAAGAGAGUGUAAUUAGUGGACCCAAUGUGUAUUCUGUUGUAGAUGUAUACAGAGGGGGAGAUAAUAGUGAGGUAGAAGUAAGAGGAGUUAGUAUUUCUGGUAGAAAAAGAGAGAGAAAAAGGAGAGAAAGAGAAGAAGGGGGAGAUCAGCUGUCUUUGUUAACACUUUGUUUAACUGGUUUUAGGAAAUCUUUGGUUGCUUGUAAGAGCAAUUUUGAUAUUAUUAGUGGUGUUGGUGUUGAAGAGCUGCUUUCUUCAUCUUGUUCUGGUUUUAGUUCUAGUUCUGCUAAUUCAUCAAUGGAGAUUAGUUGGCCUAGUAAUGUCAGACAUGUUGCUCAUGUCACUUUUGAUAGGUUUAAUGGAUUUCUUGGUCUUCCUGUUGAGUUUGAACCUGAAGUACCUAGAAGACCCCCAAGUGCCAGUACAAGAGUCUUUGGAGUUUCGACAGAUUGCAUGCAGCUUUCAUUUGACUCUCGAGGAAAUAGUGUCCCCACGAUCCUUCUGAUGAUGCAAGGGCGCUUAUACGUCCAAGGUGGCUUGCAGGCUGAAGGGAUCUUCAGGAUCAAUGCCGAAAAUGGCCAAGAAGAAUUUGUCAGGGAGCAGCUAAAUAGGGGAAUUAUCCCAGAUAACAUCGACGUCCAUUGCUUAGCAGGUCUUAUAAAGGCUUGGUUCAGAGAGUUACCAAUGGGAGUUUUGGAUUCUCUCUCGCCAGAGGAAAUUAUGCGUGCUCAAUCGGAAGAAGAGUGUGUGCGGCUCGUGAGACUUCUUCCUCCAACUGAAGCUGCUCUAUUAGAUUGGGCUAUUAACUUGAUGGCUGAUGUUGCUCAACUGGAAAGUUUUAACAAAAUGAAUGCACGUAAUAUCGCUAUGGUGUUUGCUCCAAAUAUGACACAGAUGGCAGAUCCGUUGACUGCUUUGAUGUAUGCAGUUCAAGUUAUGAACUUUCUCAAAACUCUUAUUCUCCGGACUUUGAAAGACCGAGAAGAAACUGUUGUAGAAGCUGGUCCUGCACCAGAACUGGAGCCAUUCGAUGAAAAUGGACAUCAUAGUGCUUCACAACCAAUAGUUCAGAAGUCUAACGAGAUCGAGGAGGAUAUCGUUAUAUCCAAAGAACGACCCUCAAGUGGCGCUGCUAAUUCUACCCUCAGAGAGAUAAUAGUUGAGAAUAAAUCCCAUGGAUUACCAUGUACCGUAGAGAACGUUCUUCAGAAAGAUGCGUUCGUUGAUUGUCUCAGUGAAAUCUCAAACCUACCAGACAGCACAAAGGAUGAUGAGCUUGGAUCUGGUAACAUCAAUUCUACAAGUGGAAGAAGUCAACCAAAAAUCCGAAGGACUAAAAGCGUGCAUUCGAGUAGUUCUAGUCUGAAAGGAUCAAAGAAAAUGAUUGAAUGGCCAAUAGGUCACAUAUCUGGUAGUUUAGAGAAGGGCAAAGGAGUCAGAAUCAUCGAUAGGUUGAAUUCGACAACAGAAAGGGUGGAAGCAUGGCGAUGAACACAUCUCGCCUCAAGGGGCUAUUGCUGCUACCUCAUCAAGAAGUUGAAUGGUUGUGAUUUAUGUUUGGAAAAAAAAGAAGACAAUGUAUUAUCCAGUUAUGUUUGUGCUUGGAUAUUGGUUACUUUCUUAGUAGUUCAACAGGAAUUCUGUCACCUUUCUCUAUAGGCAUGUUUGGCUGGGGAAACUAGCAGGAUGAAUGUAAUUUAUGUGUUUUUUUUUAUUUUUAGAAUGAACAUUGUUGUGGUUUCCAAUUUCAAUAUGAUUUUCUUCAUUUUGACAUAAACAA